Carassius gibelio (silver crucian carp) is the source of this 1324-nucleotide messenger RNA. RefSeq names its product dCMP deaminase (gene dctd). The record is from RefSeq and is a predicted model, not a curated record. The transcript is spliced from 6 exons. Bases 129 to 734 code for a protein of 201 amino acids. Gene Ontology annotation, cellular component: cytoplasm. Gene Ontology annotation, biological process: dTMP biosynthetic process; dUMP biosynthetic process. Gene Ontology annotation, molecular function: zinc ion binding; dCMP deaminase activity. NCBI's taxonomy places the organism in Eukaryota, Metazoa, Chordata, Actinopteri, Cypriniformes, Cyprinidae.
GGCAACAGUGGGCUGGUUUAUUUUUUCGCGGGAAGUUCCUCCUCAGCUCUACUGUGCUUCUCUGAGUGUAGUGGGACUCACUUCAGGGAAUUUCGAUUAGAACAUUCUCAGCAUUCUCUGAUUAAGUCAUGGACAACAAUGCAAAGAACGAUACAUCACAGCUCAAUGGAACAAGCAGUGAAGGUUUGACAAAGAAGAGGCAGGACUACCUGGAGUGGCCGGAGUAUUUCAUGGCUGUUGCCUUCUUAUCAGCGCAGCGGAGCAAGGACCCCAGUUCUCAGGUUGGUGCCUGUAUUGUGAAUCCGGAAAACAAGAUAGUGGGUAUUGGCUACAACGGUAUGCCCAACGGUUGUGAUGAUGACCUGCUGCCCUGGUCUCGCAGUGCUGAUAACAAGCUGGACACCAAAUACCCCUAUGUGUGUCACGCAGAGCUGAACGCCAUUAUGAAUAAGAACUCGGCAGAUGUCAAGGGUUGCACCAUGUAUGUAGCGCUCUUCCCCUGCAACGAGUGCGCCAAACUCAUUAUUCAAGCAGGUAUUAAGGAUGUGAUAUAUUUGUCAGACAAAUACCAUGACGCUCCAGAAAUGACUGCCUCCAGACGGCUUCUUAACUUGGCGGGCAUCACGUACAAGCAAUUCCAGCCAAAGCAAGGCAGGAUUGUCAUUGAUUUUAAUUCAAUCAACCACCCCGGACCGAAAACAUCUAGAGGUUUGGGGGGCGUACAGUCACCAUAGACUGAGGAACGUGGAACAUGACACUAAGUAUUCAUAAAUCAGACUCAUAGUUUUUCUCAUUUAUGUACUGGUGAAGGUCUUUAUGAGUUAGACAGUGAUUUUUCAAAUCUUGAAACUUGCUGGAAUUAACUAUUGUCAAUGUUUUUCUUUUCUGUAUUUGCUCUGUAUUUAGUUUUUAGCAAUUUACAUGCAAAGUAGCAGCCAGUUUGUGACCUUGGCUGAAUGUGCCUUUUGUUUAAUUGAUUCUUUUAGAGUUUUAGUAUUUAUGAUGAAUGGGAUCACAGUGAGGACAUUAAAAUCAAGCUGGAUGCCAACAUUAACCAAAUCAAAUGUUAUUUAUUUUUUUCUUUUAACCUUUUUUUGUUUUGUUUUCUAUGACAAGGCUGAUUUAGAUUUUGAUGUUCAUUUCACAAAUACUAAAACUGCAAAUUGCCCUUCAUUUUUCAACCAUUAACCAUUGAUGACUGUUUUGCUGAUAUUAUGUUUUUGUAAACACCACAGCAGAUAUAUGUGAACUCAUAUUCUGUCGAGCCCCAAUCCACACUGUUUUGUGCAUGUUGUGUCUCUUCAGGUAAGAACCCACAAUUUCA